Alternaria rosae is the source of this 1335-nucleotide messenger RNA. RefSeq lists its product as uncharacterized. The record is from RefSeq and is a predicted model, not a curated record. Bases 1 to 1098 code for a protein of 365 amino acids. The transcript has a single exon. Lineage: Eukaryota; Fungi; Ascomycota; Dothideomycetes; Pleosporales; Pleosporaceae.
AUGGAGGAGGACAGCAACUGUACGUCCAAUUUUGGGAAACGGCACACUUUCACCCUCAACGUCCUCAACAUCGCUGUAGUAUGGUGGCUCCUACCGGUUCUAUUGAAGCUAUGGGAAAGACAACCUAAAUCUAUCCUCGACGGUAUAAUGUUUUCGGCACUUCAAGCGUCGCAACCCGGAGCUGCUGCUCACUACGCAAUCAGAGCUAGCUGUAACCACGAAGAGCGACUGUCUUUGUUCUACAAAGGAAUAAAAAAAUCCGGAGACCCAGCAAACCCAGGAACCCCAGCAAAGGUGCCGUGGUAUAUGGUCUUCCUUCACAUUAUUAUCGAUGCGGGCUUCGUGCUUUAUCCCGCCAUCUCUCUCAUCGUCAAGCGCCCCGGCUGCGAUUCCGAUGUUAGCUUACCUAUGCUCUGGUUUUACCCGUCCCUUCCUGCUGCCAUAUUCGGUCUUUGGAUUACGUUGGACGCAAAGGUUCUGAAGCUGCGAAAAGGAUGGUCCCUCGCUGGUUGCUACAUAACUAUACUAGGAGUCGGCCUUGGUAUUGCAAUUCCUACAUGGCUGACUUACAUGGGUACUUCGAGUACUUCCGGGUACCAUUGGCCGAUUUUUGCAUACUUUUACAUGGCAUUUCCAGCGGCAUUGUUUGUCAAUAGCAGGAUAAGGGGACCACUCAUCGCCUUUAUAUGCGCAGCAAUUGCCGUUGCUGCGCGCAAUGGUCCUAUCGCAUACAGUGCUUUGAAAGCCGAUGACGAGGAUUCGAUCAAACUUCCUGUCCCAAGUUGGGUGAAUCAAAAGAUUUUUGCAGGCUUCUACUUAGCAAUAGGGGUUAUUUGUUCGCUGCUCAGUCUCUUACAUUUUUACACUGGUGGGAUGAAACAUCAUCUCGAGCACUUGGAGAAGUUGGAAAAGGAGAAAGGGGAAAGAAAACGGGAAGAGAAAGAGGCAAGAAAAGAGGCGGAGAAAAUGAUGAGAAAGACAGCGGCAGCUGAGUCUGAUCCUGAGGCACGCAAUUCUGAAGACCCGGAGAGCACGGAGUUGAACGUUACUCAUGUGGAUAUUACUGUCCAGGCAUCGAAAUGCCUCCUGAAGCCUUGAUGACGUCUACAAUGUAGAUAGUCAGCGCACUUCUACCUUUAUAUAAGCACAUACCAUAAAGCGCGCACAAAUAAUUUAUGAGUUAUGCUGUAACCAGGUCUCCCAAGACCUGACUUUACACGCAGUACCAACGUCGGCCUGCCGUCCGUCCACCUCCAACUCGCUUUAACGUACGCCCUUUUACUGCUCUUUCUCUUCUCUUCACAUCUUACCACCAGUCCUCCCUGAGUCCGCGUA